CUAUAGCUAUCUUGACCGACGCCGAAGAAGAAGAAACCGUUGUAUCGUUUGCAGGGGGUUCGUUUUGUUUACGUUUGUAACGAAAUCUUCCGUUUUUCGUGCAACAAACUCUAUCGAUUCGGAACGGUGCGUCGCAAAAGAUAACUGUACAAUAAUAUUUAACCGUGGAAAAGUUCUUCCUACGUGUAGAAAACGUUUCAAACGUGCAGGAUAUUUGCAAGGAAAAAAGAACAACUCUUGCAACCAUGUAGAUCCAAUUUCGCAUUUCACAUCCGCUCGAACAAGAAAUAGGUGGUAUCGGAAAGUAGCGCAAAGAAGAAGAGUUGAAAGAAGAUCGAUCGCGGAGGCUGUGUUGGCUUCAUAAUUGACAGCUUUCUACACGAUCAGCAAAAAGGAAGGAGAGAAAAAAAUAAUAAACCCAUCGUCGCGCUGGCCAGUGAAAACUUUCUAUGAAAAUCGCCCUAAUGCAAAGUGGAUCCUAGGGUGUUGUGAUUGCAAAUGUUGCUCCCUGUUGCAGACGUUCGUCUGCAGCAUCCGCGCAAUGGAAUUUGCGCUCGGGAAGCACACGGUGACGUUUGUUGUUGUUCUUGGUUAAAUGGCACCAUCGUCAGUGGUAAUGGAAUGCGGACAGCAACAAAGGUAGCAGUGUAAUAAGGAAUAAUAUGAAUAAUAUUGAGAGGUACCAGCUAUGUACCAUCCUCCAAGCCAGCGUGUGGAAACAGUUUUGCUGUGUGUUUGUGUAUCGUAGUUGCAAUGUAGAUUAAUUCUGUGAGUGAAUCUGGCUGAAACAUUAAUGUUAUAAAACAAAACUCUCAAACAUUGAUAGUGGAUUGUGCAAGCAUUAACCUACCAUUAGCCAUCAUGCAUGCGGCUGGUGUGAGUGGUGUUGGUGGUAGCGGAGCCGCUCAUCGGCGACGAAAGAAACGAUCAAACUAUGGCAACCGAACGGUCGAAGUUAACCGUGGAACGAAUGGUUUUGGGUUCACCAUAUCCGGCCAGCAACCCUGCAUCUUGUCCUGCAUCGUAGCAGGAUCUCCGGCCGAUUUGGCCGGAUUGCGUGCGGGCGACUUUCUCAUCUCCGUGAAUGGGCUUAACGUAUCGAAAUUGCCACACGAAUCGGUAGUUCAGCUGAUCGGCACGACCCACGGUACGAUUCGUAUGGCCAUCGCUGAGAACUACUAUUCGGACAGUUCGGACGAGGACAUAAUGUUUCACGGUGCGCAACAGCAGCGCACCCGCCCUAAAUACCCGCAUAAGACUAAAUUCACGCGCGCAUCCGCGCAAGGCACCAUGGUAAACGGUGCCGGGAUGGGCGGAUGCAGUUCCAACGGUGCUUCGGAACGCGUCGUGGUGGCACCCGGUGCAAGCAGUCCGAUAAAGCCGCUAAUGCUGAAUGGGGAAAAUGGUCCGGACGAGUUGACGGUGAACGAUUCAUCGCCACCACCCGGCGGAUCAACGGCGUACAACGUCAUCCACAGUCCGAAUGCCAGCAACAGCUGUGAUAUUUCUAACGUAAGUGCAAUGGUGCGCUCGGUACAGCUUGGUACCGGUAGCGACGACCUGUCGCUGGUACGUCCGUCCGGUUCGGGACCGGGUCCGGGCCCGGAAGGUUUGCUGGAGUAUCAAGCGAUCGUCGGCUACCUCGGUACGAUCGAGAUGCCGAAACAGAUUGCAACCAGCUCCAAGCUGCAGACGGUUCGCAGCUGUAUCAGAAAAAUGCGUCAGGAAAAGCGCAACCCAACGACGGUGCUGAUGACGAUACUGCCCUCGUGUCUGAAUUUGACGAACACGAGCAACAAUUUGAUUGCAAAGUACGCAUCGGCACGUCUCAGCUACGUUAGCAGCAGUAGCGAAAGUGACAAUAAGUACUUCGGGCUGGUAACGUCGGCUAUUUACGCGGACGGGCUAAUGUGUGACAGUGCCGACGUGCUUAGCCAUCCCCGCAAAGACGUGGUGAUCUCCAACAGUUGCCACGUGUUUGUGAUCGAUGGGAAACUGGUGGAUCAUGAGAUCCACUUGGAGAAGGCGGCCCUCUUUCGGGUGAUCUGCACGAAAGAUCCCAUAACGAAUCUGUGUCUUGAGUUUCCCUCCAACUCAGAGUAUGUGGUCAAUUUGAUACGCAGCAUGUACAGCUUAAAAUCGCCCAUGAAAACGGAUGGCAGUACGGGAGGAUAUGGGAAGCCACCCGUAGCAAGAAGCUUAAACCUGGAGCAGGCAGCAGGAGCAGCACGUGGCUUUCCGCGCAAUCGGUCCGAUCCUCGACUGAACCCACGAGCUGGGAUGGACAUUGAUGCGCACGACAUGCUGGCAGCAAACUCUCCGCAACCGAGCAAUCACAGUGAAAUAACAACAACAUCGAGCAAUUCCGAUUCUGGGAUCGGAUUUCACAACGACUGUCGUAACAUUUCCGACCGGAUACUGUUGGUAGAUUUCCCCGGCAUGCUCGGUCCACAGCAGCAACGGUUGCUUCAACAGCAGCAGAUAGCGAACGUGAGGGCGCACUACAGAAAAUCGCAUCCAUUUUUACGUCCUGCAGGGAUAAUAAACGAAAUCCCGCCCAAAAUGGACCCAAUUAGGAACAUUCGCAGUAUGGGCGUUUCGGGCUGCUUGCCGGACGGUGCUAUGGCAGGUCCUUCACGAUCCGGGCUACAGAUCGCGCACGGUAAAUCAAAGUCAGCCGACUAUAGCUUUCCCACUUCGUCCGUUGGCUCACCAUUUGUCGAUCGGUUAACGGUACGAGCGAGACCCGAUCCGAAACCGUUCGCCUCGGAUCGGUCACCUUCGAAGGAGAAUGCUUUAAACUGUUUGCAGGAUGGCACGACACUGGAAUCGACGACCAUGGUGCCGGAAGCGGACGUCGAUUUGGUAGUUCAAGAUCGCUGGACGUGCGGACGAACGUUAGACGAGCAGGGAAAUGUGGUUGAAGAACGAGCUGUCGAUGUACCUCCGACGGAGGAGUUGUUUCUCGAUCUGGAACGCUACAAUAAUGACAAUGUUAAGAAUAGUCUUCUGGCCGCUCGUUCCUGUGACGAUAUGAUUCUGUCGCUUGGCAAAAAACCGACCCGAUCGCUUGCGGAUGGCGAUGAAGAUAUGAACGAUCAGAUGCUGCUCGACGCAGAAGCGUACGAACGGCUAAAAGUGAAGCUAUCGAUCGAUGAUUUAACACUGAUUUCCUCUGAACCUUCGGGCCCGAUGGGAGGAGUGCACGACGAUCGGUCCACUGUCCCUGCUGGCGUCAAUCAGCACGUAUUCCUACAGCCACUAAAACCGGUCAAACGUUCCAAGAAAGCUUGUACAACACACACCACAAAAUCUUCUUCAGGAAAACUGGCCGCAAUACAUGGUACGCCGAUGGGUACGGAAGAAAGCAUCGCUUCCACCAAUGGGCGCCGGGGCGGUGAUAAGAUGACAGCCUACAAACUUAGCCCGAAAGUGUUUGGUUUGCCGCGCCCCAUAUCGGUUAGCUUCGAGAACAUUUCCACGCUUUCCGGUACCGGGUGUACAGGCGGCGAGGGAGCACGCGAUAGUACCGGUGGUGUCGAUAAGCUGAGCGUAGGUGAUAUGUAUUUCGAUGCUGAUGACAGCGUUCGGUGUGGUUCGAACAAAAACACGCACCAGCUGGGCAGUGGAACUCCCGGUUCCGGACGAAAGAGCCGGGCAACGAAGCGAUUGAGUGGAGGCUUUUCAGCGAUCUGGGGAAGCCUGCAGGAGCUUCGAAGUGGAAGCUUCGGAAGCCAUGGUGCGAAAGGGGAAAGGGGGGAAGAUCGUGCGCAGAAGCCAGAGCAUGGCAAAGCGUCCACGUCGGAAGUGUGUGGUGGUAGUGGUUUAGUGGCGAAGCAAAAGGACCGUGAAAGGAGGCUAAGCGGUAUGAAGAUUCUGGAGGCGACCUACAGUGAACCUGAUCUGCGAUACGAUGAGGUGAGUGCUCCAAAUCUGCUGGAGGGUGUCCACGACGAUGACGUCACGGAAGAUAGUAAUAGACAAGGCAAACAGAUAAAUCACAACGCAUCGCCGUUCCGCCGCUGGGGCCAAUCCUCGUUGCGAUCCCGCUCGACAGAACAUCGCACCCCGACUAAUGGAUCUGCUCGGCGUCCAUCAUCGUUAGCCGCGUCCGAAAGCGACGUGUACACUAAAUCCAUCGACGAUGACUACAGCUCGACCAAAAGUGGUUACAAUCCGUACACCGGUGGCAGUGGUGGCGUUGAUACACUAUCGACAGAAUGUGCCACUACCGCGACAGGCACGCUGGGAGCUGCGGGAAGUGGUAGUACGGUUACCACAGGUCCGACUGGUGUCGCAUCAUGGGGAACUUCCUUCGAGAAGCUGCUGGAAGAUGCUGGUGGACUCCAUACAUUCUCAGAAUUUCUCAAGAAAGAGUUCUCUGCCGAAAAUAUCUACUUCUGGACGGCGUGCGAACGCUACCGUCAGCUAACCGAGCGUGAAGAGCGAGCACGCGAAGCGCAGGCAAUAUUUGCCCGGCACCUUGAAUCGGGUUGCAGCGAACCGGUCAAUGUGGAUUCGAUCGCACGUAACAUUGCGCUGGAAAACCUUCCCCAGGCGGAGACGACACUGUUCGCGGCCGCCCAGAAGCAGAUAUUCAAUCUGAUGAAGUUUGACAGCUACCAACGCUUCAUCAAGUCGGAUAUGUACCGGGUAUGUCAGGAGGCGGAAGCGAAGGGUCAAGUUUUACCAUACCCUGGUGAACAGUUGGAUCCGAUGUUGCGUACGAGUUCCACGAUGGUGAUCACCAACGGUGCGAAUGCUGCCGGUGUAACCAAGUUAAAGAAGUCGCUCAGCAAUGCCGAAGAUCGUCGGCGAAAAUCAUUGUUGCCGUGGCAUCGGAAGACUCGCUGCAAAUCGAAGGAUCGGGGUGAUUCGGAUGCAUCCAAGAAGGAUAAUGGCAAGACCGGUUCGUCCGGUGCAGGCAGUGGCGAGAAAGGUUCCGGAAUGGCAACAGCGGGCGGAGGUAGUAGUAGCAAUACGUUGAAGCUGCUUUCAACGAAUUCCACUAGUGAUAUACACAGUUCUCGAAGCUCAUUAGCAAGUUUUGAUGCAGCCAUCGGUGGUAAAUCUUACGAUCCGGAUGAUUCACGCAACACGCUCUGUCGGGUGAUCCUUUCCAACGGUGCAACGACCGUCGUGCAGACGCGAUCGAACGAAACGAUCAAGGAGCUGGUAGAACGGUUACUCGAAAAGCGUGGCAUUGUGUACAAUGCUUACGAGGCGUUUCUGGCCGGCGGUACGAAACCGCUUGAUCUGGACGGUCCGUCGGUGAGUUUGUCCGGCAAGGAGGUGAACAUAGAUCAGCGCGUCGUGUUCAAGCUAAACCUUCCGAAUCGCAAAAUGAUAUCGGUCAAGAGCAAGGCAACGAAACCGCUUGCAGACGUGCUGCGACCUAUCCUAUACAAGUACAACUACGAGCUGGACCAGAUGAAGGUGGAAGUACACUCAGCCGUGGACGUUUCUCUCGAUAUGACGCAACCGGUUACCACGGUGGAUGGUUUGUAUUUGUACAUACGUAACGCGAACGAAUCUACCGGUGGCCCGAUACAUCCCGAGCUUGGUCGUCCGUUGGCUGGAGCACGGCCGGUAAUAAAUACGGCCACCCAUCAACAGAUUGUGCACCACUUUCAGCAGCAACAGCAGCAACUUCUGAACAGUCAGCCACCCAGCGCCAGUCAGCACCAACAGCAGCACACCUUUGCUAUCCCGUCCACCAAUCCGCCCUCCUAUGCGGUGGCAACGAACACUAAAAGUCAGCAAUUAUUCGGAAGCGGCACAGCAGCCUCCGCCACGUGCAAUAACAAAGUGAACCAAAAUCAAACGCGUGCCAAGGAACAGACGGAACCGGUGAAGGAUGACCAGCAAGGUACGGCGAGUGGCCGUGGUCAGCAGGAGCUUAACACACUGGAUGAGAUUACGAACAAAGUGUUCAACGAGCUGAUGAACGGUAAAACGGCCAGUAAUGGAACAGUGGGAAAAGGUCCGCCGGAUGUAGACUGUACGUCCGACACGUCCUCGACGCGACGGGAUCGAUUUCGUCGGCGCGGAUCGAAUGCAGCACCCUCGGAAAGUGGCCGAGGUGCAAAGAGUAAAAAAUGUUCCACCGGUGGAUCCGAAGACGGGGGCGAAAGUGUGAACAAUCUGGGCAUCAAAAAGCCAAUCAUUGCUAAAUUGAAAGCGGGUGUUAAGCUGCAGAUACCAACACGGUCACAGAACGAUGAGCUGCUGGAAGGACUUAAACGAGCCCAGCGGAGCCGUCUGGAGGAUCAACGGGGCACGGAAAUAAAUUUUGAGUUGCCCGAUUUUCUUAAAGAUAAGGAAAACUUUUCUACCGCUACGGCGACCCCGCUAGUGAACGCAAGCUCUGGAUCGGCAUCGACGACGGCAGGUCCGUCUAAGCUGUCGCGCAGCAAACCGGCCCGUCGCUCAGAGGCCACCACACCGACCAGUGAGUUUGUGGGAGGAUCGCUACAGCAGAUUAACAAACCCCAACCGGCCCCACGGUUAUCGAUUACCGGUCAAGGUGGUCGACAAAAUCUGUCCGGUCCAGGCUCACCCGUCCAUACGGCGGUUAGCGAUAGUCAUCUGAAUCUGUCCACACAAUGCAACGCAUCACCGCUUCCGCAGGACGAUCCAUUUCACGUUCACAGUGGUAAUGGUGGCCUCCAGGGUGGCGCCGGCGGUGGAGGUUCGCAGUCCGAAACUAGCUAUGCCGACACUACCCUAGUCUUCACCCAUGCCAGACCCUUCAACGGUCAACCGUCAGUGGCUGCAACGCCACGCACCAUCUCAUCUAAUUCCGUUUCGCACCACCUCAGUACCGGUGAUCAUUCCAGCGAUUCUAGCACGGCAGCUGAAGGUGAUCUAACCACCAUCGGUUGCUGUGAGCAUCAUCCGCACGAGAUAUCGCCAGACAGUUCUCCACCGAGUCAUGCCAAUCAUUUGCAUCCGCUUCAUUACCAUUCGGCAGGAACGUCCACCACGAAUGGUAAUGGUGCGGCUACUUGCAACUCAGCUACAGCCAAUCCAUACCCAUUGGUUCAAUAUCCGUCCCAUCAUCAUCAUCAUCUGCAUCCGCAUCAUCAUCCACAUGGGCAGCAUUAUCAUCAUUAUCAUCAUCAUGCUGGAACGCGCUAUCAGACAGCGACACCGGUAUCCAAUGGAUUGGAUGGGCAAACGGGCGCAAGCACGGUUGAUAAUCAAAAGGGGCCUCCACCGUUGCCUCCGAAGCCGAAAAUUCUCCCGAUGAAACCGUCCAACUGGGGCCAUCCUGUUGCUGCCUCGUAUGCACCGGGGCCACUCGGGACUGGCGGUAAUGAUGUGCACGGCGGUCUCACACUAAGCACCAAUGGAAAUACGGGAAAUAGUUUUAGUAGUAAUAGUACCGCCACCGUUAGUGGUGGCCCUAAUUCUUCCAGCACAUUGAGCACCGGCAAUAGUAAUGGUGGCAUUGGAGCAACUGUAGGAAGCAAUGGUACUGUAAGCUUAUUGGCGCACAACGAAGCGUCGGUCGGAAGUCGGGACGGUAAUCGGCGCGUUAGUGGCAGUGCCACGGAUAGUGGCAGUACGACGAUUUCGUCCGCAUCUGCCACGUCCGCGAUCAGUGUCGCCGUGGCGCAAGCUCGCAAUGUAUAUUUCGAUCAAGGGAAUAGUAGUUUUGUGUAGGUUAGUGUAGCGGAUAAAAAAAAGAACCAAAAUCAACCCACGGUUGAUUGGAUUGCUCUGUACCUAUCAUAUUUUGGCAGCGGUAAAACUAAACUAGAGAAAAGAUUUGUGAAGAAAAUAAUUUAUUUCGAAAUUUGAACAGUGUUAGCGCAAUUGAAGGAACGAUUAUAUAGAAUCGGCGUGAUAUGUGGUGUGUGAUGUUAAUGGUUCGCCACGAAAAGGUAUAUGAUUCCUUUGUAAAUAGCCAAAACUAGACUUGGCCGUUAGAAGAAUUAUGACGGCUAAAAGGAUGGAUAACUGAAGGUGGGAUACAAAUAAAUUAUUUAAUUUUGUAACAAA
Anopheles funestus (African malaria mosquito) is the source of this 8007-nucleotide messenger RNA. RefSeq names its product regulator of G-protein signaling loco (gene loco). Bases 862 to 7668 code for a protein of 2268 amino acids. Gene Ontology annotation, molecular function: protein binding; GTPase activator activity. Lineage: Eukaryota; Metazoa; Arthropoda; Insecta; Diptera; Culicidae. The record is from RefSeq and is a predicted model, not a curated record. Gene Ontology annotation, biological process: signal transduction. The transcript is spliced from 7 exons.